UUCGCCAGCUAAUUUAUCUAGCUAUCAAAUAAAUGUGUUAUCCGACGCUAGAUAGCGGCGCACAUUCGGCUUGUUUAUGGAUCAGUCAGCUGGCUCAGCAAAGAGGGUCACAAACAACAUGCGUCAUUAAACUGCUUUCCAGAAAACUAGCUACCUGUUUGCUAAAUGGAACCAUUCUUAUAACAACAAACACAUAACUGCUAGCUAAUGUUCCCAAAUACGCAUGAUUCUUCUUUUGAUAAUGUUUGCAUUUAGCUAACAGAAGACUGAAAUAGCCAGUAGGUGUGCUCAUCAACAAGCUAACGUUACUAGUACCACCGAGCCUGGUUCUAAACAGAUAACUGUUAGCCACACACUACGAGUUGACUAGCUAGCAACAACACUUUCUGUUUCAUAGAACAGUUACUGUUAGCUGCCAAAUCUGCUAAUAUAUUGGAUUUGAUGCUCAAUACACUAGAAACAAACACGCAAAGCAUCUAUUUCUACUCGCCUAACGUUUGAACAAAAAAAUUCUAAAUGUUGAAUUGAGACGAGAUCUGUUGAACAUUUCCAAUUUUUACAACCCUUGCAUCAAUCAAUAGAAUAGUUAGCUAGUAACGUCCGUAAACUAACUAAAUGAGGGUUGAGGUCAGUCUACUUCCCUCGAACGUCUGUUCUCAGGCCACAUAUGAGUGAGCUGCAACAGUGGCAGUUCAAAAACAGUGGUUGAGGCUUGUGUUCUUCAAGGGCAACUAUUUAAGUUGCCAGUAUACAGUAAUUGUGGUUAGAUAUCACGACAAAACAAAAAUUACUCUGACUGGUGUCUUCAUAAGUGUGACUUCGAUGGAUCUCUCUGCAGUGCACCGGAUAAAGGGGGAAGAACCAUUAACUACGUGACAAGCAAACCCAGGUGAUUGUGAAAGGCACUGGAUGGAUAGCAUCGACGCUGAAGUCUUGUACCUGUCCACGGAGCAGCAUGGGCAGCCACAAUGUGAGCUUCCCCACACUGCCCUGGAGGUACCCACCAUGGGAGGGGCAAAGAAGAUGAAUGGGACCCUGGACCACCCAGACCAGCCUGACAUCGAUGCUAUCAAGAUGUUCGUUGGCCAGAUCCCACGGUCCUGGGCAGAGGAACAGCUGCGGGAGCUUUUUGAGCCUUACGGUGCCGUCUACGAAAUCAAUGUGUUGCGUGACAGGAGUCAAAACCCCCCACAGAGCAAAGGUUGUUGUUUCAUAACAUAUUACGCUCGCAAAUCAGCGUUGGAAGCACAAAAUGCCCUUCACAACAUGAAAAUUCUCCCUGGGAUGCAUCACCCCGUUCAGAUGAAGCCAGCUGACAGUGAGAAGAAUAAUGCGGUGGAAGACAGGAAGUUGUUCAUAGGGAUGAUAUCGAAAAAGUGUAAUGAGAAUGACAUCAGACUUAUGUUCUCGCCGUACGGACAGAUCGAGGAAUGUAGAAUACUACGUGGGCCGGAUGGACUGAGCCGUGGUUGUGCGUUCAUCACUUUUACAGCAAGACAGAUGGCACAGUCAACAAUCAAAUCCAUGCACCAAUCACAAACUAUGGAGGGCUGUUCGUCUCCCAUCGUCGUGAAGUUUGCCGACACGCAGAAGGACAAAGAGCAGAAGCGCAUCGCCCAGCAGCUUCAGCAGCAGAUGCAGCAGAUCAACGCUGCUUCAAUGUGGGGGAAUCUGACCGGGCUCAACUCUCUGGGCCCACAGUAUCUGGCACUUUAUUUACAGCUCCUCCAGCAGUCUGCCACCUCUGGGAAUACCCUCAACAACCUUCACCCCAUGUCUGGUAUGUCAGGGCUGAAUGCCAUGCAGAACCUGGCUGCUCUGGCAGCGGCGGCCAGCGCCACACAGGCCACGGGCAGCAGCGCUCUCACCACCUCUAGCAGUCCCCUCAGUGUGCUCACCAGCUCAGGUACGGGUACUGGACAGCAAGCACACUCAUCAUGGGACACCUACAAGGCAGGAUCGUCACCCACCUCCUGUAACAACAACUCAGUGAACCCCAUGGCCUCUUUAGGGGCGCUGCAGUCGUUGGCUGCAGGGGCUGGAGCCGGCCUCAACAUGGGCUCACUUGCAGAGCUCCUGUGUCUAGGGAUGGCAGCCCUGAACGGUGGUCUAGGCAGCGGGGGCAUGUCGAAUGGAACUGGUAGCACCAUGGAAGCCCUUACCCAGGCCUACUCCGGGAUCCAGCAGUACGCUGCUGCUGCCCUCCCCAGCCUCUACAACCAGAGCCUGCUCUCCCAACAGAGUGUCAGUGCUGCAGGGAGCCAGAAGGAAGGCCCUGAGGGAGCCAACUUGUUCAUAUACCACCUCCCCCAGGAGUUUGGAGACCAGGACCUGCUCCAGAUGUUCAUGCCCUUUGGCAACGUUAUUUCCGCUAAGGUGUUCAUUGACAAGCAGACCAACCUCAGCAAGUGUUUUGGCUUUGUGAGUUACGACAAUCCAGUCUCAUCUCAGGCCGCCAUUCAGUCGAUGAACGGUUUCCAAAUUGGUAUGAAGCGACUAAAGGUGCAGCUGAAGCGAUCCAAAAAUGACAGCAAGCCAUACUGAGCGCUUUAUCUCUCAAUUGGACUUGGUUAGGAAAUGUUUUUUUCUGAUAUCUUCGUGCCCGUUUGUUCAUCGUUUGCCUAGCAUGUUGAUGUGACGUCAAAAGUUCAUCGUCCAGUUCGUUGUCCUCUGCACCUCUCUGACGCUUGAAAUGUUCACCUUUUUGACCUUUUGACAUUUAUUGGGGGGUCUGUGUUUCUCUUGUUUUUUGUGCUGCCAGUAGGGUGCGCUAGAAAGACUGCCAAGAAAAGACUGCCAAGAAAAAUAUAAAAUGUAUAAAGCUACAUGAGUAUUAUGUUAAGCAAAAAAGAGAAUCUAUUUUUCUAGAACUUACUGACAUAACCACUCGAUUUUUCCAAAUCUGUUUAAUUUUGUUUUGUUUAAUUUUUUACCUUGAUGGUAAACUCAUUUCUUUUUUUCAUUAUAUUUUGAGCGGUCUUCCUUAGCGCCCCCAACCUACGUUUUUGUUUUGUGUCUGAAAACAACCAAUCAAUUUAUAGAAACGACUUAUGUGUUUGGGUGGUUUUUCUCUUGUAAGUUAUACACUUUUUUUUAGGAUGUCUUUGGUCACAUUUUGCUGAACUGGGGAUGACUUUGUCAUUUUGUGCUAGGCUAGUUGGCAUGAUGGUAAUUUUUUGGGAGUUUCUUUUGAGUGACAACGAUAUACACUUGAAUCACCGUUUUUGUCUUUCAGUGUGUGAAGUCAUCACAGGCACAUAAUGUUUUAAUUUCCUUUUGUGUGGAAAUCAUCCUUAGUCUGAAUAAUAAAAUAUACUAAAUUAGCAGAAUUGAUUUUCUUUUCACAGUUAAAUAUUUAGCAUGCACGUUUUUGUAACUGCACUGUAAUCCUCAGCAAAAUGUGAUUGAGUUUUGUUUAUAGAAAGAAAAAGAUGAAUAAACGAGUGCCAAACGACGCUGUUGGACACAUUUAUCUCUUACACGUUACCCACUGAAGUUAAGAUCUGGGCAACAAAAAGUAGUGGCUGGUUUCUUUUUCAACGUUAAUGUGGUGGGUUGUACCUCGUAGGUUUUCAUGUGUGUGUUUUAGUCUCAUUUUAGGGACCCAUAUUUUACAUUAGGAUUUGAGGUGAAGUUAGGUGUUGGAAAGAUUUAGAUUUUUCUGUACAAGUAGUCCCCAAACUAGGUCAAACAACAAAAUCAAAGAUCUCAUGCAUUAAAACCAGGUUAUAAAGCAUGUGCCCUUAAAGGUUUAUUUGUAGCUACUUCAGGAUUAAUUAUGUUGGGUUGGGAGUGUUUUCAGUGAUUUGUUUUUGUCUCAUAAUAAAGGCUAAACACUACCUUUUCAUGCAGGUCCUGAUAAACUUUGUAUUUUACUCCCAGAGAGCACAGGUUUUAUUAGCAUACCUUGUUUUUUAAUAUAGAUGUAUUGCAUUGGCACAGUCUGUAGCGUGUGAAGUGAUGCUUUAUCUGACCUUAUGAUUUUGUCUGAUAACUUUUGCCGUGUUAUGUGUGUGUCGUUGUGCAUUAACCUCGUCAAUUUGCUUUACUUGGGCAAAAUGAAUCCCUUCUACUGUCAUCAUUUAAGUGGUCCAUAUCUAUACAAACCAUUGUCUUUGCAGUUAUUAAAACAUGGCUCCAUCCCUGUUGGUUAACAUCAGGGCCCUCUUCUCAAACCAGGGUUGGGUCUUAGAAAUGGAACCUCUUCCCACAUCAUAGAACUGUCACGUGUUCUGUACUCGGAACUACCCUUUAAUUAUUUUCACUGUUAAAAACCACUUCUCUGGGUUAUUGAUCUCCCAUUGUUCAACAAAAAAUGUGUUGGAUGGAAUCUCCUAAAAUUAAUUGACCUGCAGAAAAAAUAGACUAAUUGGAUUGACUGGGCUCAUUUCAUUUUAACAUUGUGAUAGAUUUGUAUUUCCAGAUUUGUCAGCUGCUAGGUCUGAGUUUAAAUGUGAUCCUAAAAAAGAAACCUGUUGGAUAUUUUUAGCAUUAUUAUUGGUACAAAGUGACUGAUUUUCUAUUUAAAAUUUGGUUUGUACAGUUUUUGCCUUUUCUACUUGAACAAAGUUAUUAUAUUUCACAAUGUGACAUUGAAAUUAAAAGAAGUUCAACCAUGUAGAGCUUAGUUGCCACAUGACCAAACCUUAGUCUGUACAGCUGUAAUAUUAAUUGAUAAAAUAAUGCAUUUCUGUGAAGUCUCCUUUAGUUGAAUUCAAUUAAAUGCUUUUCUUUAUAUUUGUUUUGUUUUACAAUGUUGUGAUUUUGCUGUGAGGCAUAGACAUUGCUGAAUUUAUUACAAGUCCAAAACAGUUGCUUUUUAAAAUAAUUUCAGUUCGAUAUUGUCUUAAAUGUUUUGGAUUAAGGAUAACACGGUCUCCACAGGCGUGAAGCUAAGUGCACACUCCAUAAGCAGUCAUUUUGUGAGCCAAAAUUGUGAUCCCUAUUUGGUUGGUUUGUUUAUGUACAAUUAAACAUUUUAAAAAUUCAUAUUAAAA
Molecule: messenger RNA, 4997 nt
Organism: Oncorhynchus tshawytscha (Chinook salmon)
Lineage: Eukaryota; Metazoa; Chordata; Actinopteri; Salmoniformes; Salmonidae
Product: CUGBP Elav-like family member 1
Exons: 16
Coding region: 910-2544 (544 amino acids)
Biological process (GO): mRNA splice site recognition; regulation of alternative mRNA splicing, via spliceosome
Cellular component (GO): nucleus; cytoplasm; ribonucleoprotein complex
Molecular function (GO): mRNA 3'-UTR binding
Source: RefSeq, a predicted model, not a curated record